This is a messenger RNA of Drosophila serrata, 3538 nucleotides long. It is a transcript of the gene Hmgcr, whose product is annotated as HMG coenzyme A reductase. Gene Ontology annotation, cellular component: peroxisomal membrane; endoplasmic reticulum membrane. Gene Ontology annotation, biological process: sterol biosynthetic process; isoprenoid biosynthetic process; coenzyme A metabolic process. Gene Ontology annotation, molecular function: protein binding; NADP binding; hydroxymethylglutaryl-CoA reductase (NADPH) activity. NCBI's taxonomy places the organism in Eukaryota, Metazoa, Arthropoda, Insecta, Diptera, Drosophilidae. The record is from RefSeq and is a predicted model, not a curated record.
UGUUUAACGUGAAGUUGUGUACGCGGAAGAAACCGAAUUGGCUCUACCAAAAAUAGUUUAUAAUUCCGGACGCCAGGAUCCCACGCAGCAGACACUUACCGCGCGGCCAGCCAGCCAGUUGCUCCGAUCCGGUCCCAGUGCUAAUCGCGGAGUCAGUCAAUAAACCGAUACAAAAACAACAACACGAGUGUGCGCGGUAGAGCAGCAAUAACAAUAGGCAGUGUUUUCGCACUUAACAAUUUGUUAGUUAAACACCGUAGAAAAGAAAACCAAAUUCCGCGAAAGUGCCGCGACUAGAGUGGGAUUAUAUAAAUGAAUAAAUCGCGAACCCAAUAAUGUGGAUUUGUCUGCAAAGAGUGGAGCACACGAGAAGAACUAGCACGCACAGUUCGACGCACUGGAUUUGUGAAUAGAAAACCAGUUGUUGUUGCCCACGACCUCUCCAACUGGAAGAAGAGACCCAACUCCGUUCGCCGCCUGAUUAGCAUUUCGUUUGUGGACUAAGGCGCGUGUCAUCCGUACGCCGCCAGGUAAACCCCGCCGCCACCCGAUCCCUCACAGAAAAGCAAGCCAGCCAAGAUUGGCCAGAUCUGGACGGGACUCGGACGUGCCGCAACCAUGAUUGGACGUUUAUUUCGCGCCCACGGCGAAUUCUGCGCCUCCCAUCCCUGGGAGGUCAUUGUGGCCCUGCUUACCAUCACUGCCUGCAUGCUGACGGUGGACAAGAACAAUACACUGGAUGCCACUAGCGGUCUGGGCACAGCCACUGCCUCGGCGGCCACAACUGGAGCGGCUCCAGGAGCACCCAUACCGCCACCGGCAGUGGGAGGUUCGGCCACUUCCAGUCGGCAUCGUCCCUGCCACGGAUGGAGUCAGUCCUGCGAUGGCCUGGAGGCGGAAUACAACGCCGCCGAUGUCAUCCUGAUGACCAUUGUGCGCUGCACCGCCGUGCUCUACUGCUACUACCAGUUCUGUAGCCUCCACCGAAUGGGCUCCAAAUAUGUGCUAGGCAUCGCCGGUCUCUUCACAGUCUUCUCCAGCUUCAUCUUUACGACGGCCAUCAUCAAGUUCCUGGGCAGCGAUAUCUCUGACCUGAAGGACGCCCUGUUCUUCCUCCUGCUGGUCAUUGACCUGUCCAACUCCGGCCGACUGGCCCAACUGGCUCUCUCGGGUAGCAACCAGGCGGAGGUGACUCAGAACAUUGCCCGCGGUCUGGAGCUUUUGGGACCGGCCAUUUCCCUGGACACCAUUGUCGAGGUGCUGCUAGUGGGCGUGGGUACGCUGUCGGGUGUGCAGCGCCUGGAGGUGCUUUGCAUGUUCGCCGUGCUCUCAGUGCUAGUUAACUACGUGGUCUUCAUGACCUUCUACCCAGCCUGCCUCUCGCUGAUCUUUGACCUGUCACGGUCCGGCGUUGACAUGUCCGUUGUACGAGAGAAGGCCAAGGGUUCGCUGUUGCUCAAGUCGCUCACCGAGGAGGAGCAGAAGGCCAAUCCAGUGUUGCAGCGCGUCAAGCUCAUUAUGACCACCGGCCUGAUGGCCGUGCAUAUCUACAGCCGGGUGGCCUUCUCCGGGAGUGACUACGACACCGUGGACAAGACGCUUUCGCCAACACUUAGCCUGAAUGUGAGCAACAAUCGCACGGAGUCGGCCGAAAUCACAGACAUAAUCAUUAAAUGGCUGACAAUGAGCGCCGAUCAUAUAGUGAUCUCCAUUGUUCUCAUAGCCUUGGUGGUCAAGUUCAUUUGCUUUGACAAUCGCGAUCCCCUGCCAGAGCAGCUGCGUCAAUCCGGGCCAGUGGCCAUUGCCGCCAAGGCCUCUCAGACCACACCCAUCGAGGAAGAGACUAAGGAUGAGCAAAACAAACCGUCAGAGAUUAGUGUGGCUCCAGCUGUACGAACGCCACUCUUUACCAUUGAAGAGCAGAGCUCGGCCAAUGCUUCCACUCAAACGGAGCUUCUGCCUCUGCGUCAGCGACUUGUCCAGCCCAUUAGACCGGCACGACCACUGCAGGAAUGCCUGGAUAUCCUGAACUCCACUGAGGACGGAAAUGGACCCGCUGCCCUGAGUGAUGAGGAGAUCGUGGCCAUUGUCCAUGCCGGUGGCACUCACUGUCCAUUGUACAAGAUCGAGUCUGUGCUAGACGAUCCGGAGAGGGGAGUUCGAAUCCGACGGCAAAUCAUUGCCGGACGUGCCAAGAUGCCAGCGGGACGUCUGGAUGUGUUGCCCUAUGAGCACUUCGACUAUCGCAGGGUCCUUAAUGCCUGCUGCGAGAAUGUGCUUGGCUAUGUGCCCAUUCCUGUGGGAUAUGCCGGACCUCUGCUGCUGGACGGUGAGACUUACUAUGUGCCGAUGGCCACCACAGAGGGUGCCCUGGUGGCCUCUACGAAUCGUGGAUGCAAGGCUCUCUCUGUUCGCGGAGUUCGAUCCGUGGUGGAGGACGUGGGUAUGACCCGAGCACCGUGCGUGCGAUUCCCCAGCGUUGCCCGUGCAGCCGAGGCGAAAUCAUGGAUCGAGAAUGAGGUCAACUAUCAGGUGGUGAAGACGGAAUUCGAUUCCACGUCACGGUUUGGCAGACUGAAAGACUGCCACAUCGCCAUGGAUGGACCACAGCUGUACAUCCGUUUUGUGGCCAUUACCGGCGAUGCUAUGGGCAUGAAUAUGGUCUCCAAGGGCGCCGAGAUGGCAUUGCGUCGCAUUAAGCGCCAGUUUCCCGACAUGCAGAUCAUCUCGCUUAGCGGGAACUUCUGCUGCGACAAGAAACCAGCGGCCAUCAAUUGGAUCAAGGGACGUGGCAAGCGGGUAGUCACCGAGUGCACCAUCUCGGCAGCCACACUACGCUCCGUGCUCAAGACGGAUGCCAAGACUCUGGUGGAGUGCAACAAACUAAAGAACAUGGGUGGCAGUGCCAUGGCCGGCAGCAUUGGGGGCAACAAUGCUCAUGCAGCUAAUAUGGUAACCGCUGUGUUCCUGGCAACCGGGCAGGAUCCCGCCCAGAAUGUCACCUCUAGUAACUGCUCCACAGCCAUGGAGUGUUGGGUGGAGAACAGCGAGGACCUGUAUAUGACCUGCACAAUGCCCUCGCUGGAGGUGGGCACUGUUGGCGGUGGCACGGGUCUGCCCGGUCAGAGCGCCUGCCUGGAGAUGCUGGGAGUGCGCGGAGCACAUGCCACAAGGCCAGGAGACAAUGCCAAGAAGCUGGCACAGAUCGUCUGUGCCACGGUUAUGGCUGGUGAACUGAGCCUUAUGGCGGCGCUGGUUAACAGCGAUCUAGUCAAGAGUCACAUGCGGCACAAUCGCUCCUCCAUUGCCGUGAGCAGCGCCAAUAAUCCCCUCAACGUGACCGUCUCCAGCUGCAGCACCAUCAGCUAAGAUUGGGCGCUGCAGGGGCGCCGCCUUCUUCCCUUUUGUACAUAGACACUAUCCGGAGAGGCCAGGCUGGCGAGAUGCAACUCAUGUCUUUAGGUGUUACCUUGUAGUUGAAUAUGUUUCAUAAAUUGCUUGAUAAAUAACCUGAUGAUUGGCCAGGCCAAGGAACCGA